Messenger RNA from Vanessa atalanta (red admiral), 3630 nucleotides. RefSeq names its product carboxypeptidase E-like. The record is from RefSeq and is a predicted model, not a curated record. Gene Ontology annotation, biological process: proteolysis. The transcript has 8 exons. Gene Ontology annotation, molecular function: metallocarboxypeptidase activity; zinc ion binding. Lineage: Eukaryota; Metazoa; Arthropoda; Insecta; Lepidoptera; Nymphalidae. Bases 148 to 1587 code for a protein of 479 amino acids.
CGAUCGAUAAUUCGAUACCGCUUCAGAAGACGAGGCGUGCGGGACGUGUGUUAACAAGUUGUUCUUAUUUGUUAUUUGAAUACUUGCGUUGUGUUCGGAAUGUUGUAAUUUAAAAUUUAUUCCUGUAUAAGUAAUAAUAUUUCUCCUAUGAUGGCUGUUUUUAAAUCACUUUGUUUUGUUCUCUUCGUUACUGCAUCUGCUGAAUUUGUUUGGAAGCAUCAUAAUAACGAAGAGUUACCUUUAAUUUUGGACGAAGUUCAUGAAAAGUGCCCUAAUAUUACGAGGGUAUACACCUUAACGGAGCCAUCAGUGAGGAAUGUGCCUCUAUAUGUAAUAGAAUUCGCCGAUAGUCCUGGAUUCCAUCAACCUUAUAAACCCGAAGUAAAAUAUGUAGGAAACAUACAUGGCAAUGAAGUGCUUGGCCGAGAAUUAUUAUUGGGUCUUGCUAAUUACCUUUGUGAUCAGUAUAAUAAACGAGACCGUCAUAUUAGAACCCUAAUUCAUAACACGCGCAUACAUUUACUACCUUCUAUGAAUCCUGAUGGCUGGCAAUUGUCAACAGACACAGGAGGUCAAGAUUAUCUCAUCGGGCGAAAUAACAAUCACUCAGUCGAUUUAAACAGAAACUUUCCAGAUCUUGAUGCAAUUACAUUUGAAUUUGAGCGCCAGGGUAUCAGUCACAAUAAUCACUUACUGAAAGAUUUAACUCGUCUUGCUGCUCCGUUGGAACCAGAAACAAGAUCAGUAAUGCGAUGGAUCAUGUCCGUGCCAUUUGUGUUGAGUGCAGCAAUGCAUGGUGGGGAUCUGGUGGCUAAUUAUCCUUAUGACGAGAGCAGGAGUGGUGCUCCUGUAUCUGAAUACUCUGCAAGCCCUGAUGACGAUACCUUUAGGGAGCUGGCGAUGACGUACGCGGACGCGCACGCCGACAUGUCGUCGCGCAGCCGCCCGGGCUGCCACGCCGGGCCCGACGACGCCGGCGCCUACAACUUCGGCAAGCAGGGCGGCGUCACCAAUGGAGCCGCCUGGUACAGCCUCAAAGGAGGAAUGCAAGAUUUCAAUUACUUGGCGACUAAUGCGUUUGAAAUAACCCUCGAACUCGGUUGUCAGAAGUACACUCCCGAGAAGGAAUUGGAGAAGGAAUGGAUUCGCAAUAAGGAUGCGUUACUCGCUUUCAUAUGGAAGGCUCACUCCGGUGUGAAGGGCAUUGUGAGCGAUGACUCCGGUUUCAUACAGAACGCUAUUAUAUCCGUCGUCAACAUCACUGGACCUGUUCCUCGACCCAUUCGACACGAUAUUACCACUGGCGCGUACGGAGACUACUACCGGCUCCUGACUCCCGGACAUUACGAAGUUACUGCAAAUCACCCCGGCUACUUCCCAGUUUCCCGCAUCGUCACUGUUCCGAAACAUCAGACAUCCGCCAGAGUCGUCAACUUCAGACUUGAGCCCACGACGAGUUGGUUCGACGACUACAGCUCGUUCGGCCUGUACCCGCACGGGCUGCGCGACGGACAGCCGCGCAUCUACAAGCGAGACCUCUACCGACAGCUCACCGACGCCCUGCUCGACCACCGGGACUCCCACUAGGACGCCACCCUUAGCUCCCACAGGGCCGGAUUUAGGGGAGGGCACUGGGACAGCUGCCCCGCCCUCCACAGAAGAGGAGCCCUCGCAAUAGAGAUUCAUAUGAUUCCGACGAGUUAACAAUUUUAAUAUAAUAUAUGUUUAGAUAUCUAGAUAUAGUCAAAUUAUAAUAAUAUUACUAAUUACUCUUAAAAGUUACUACUACAAAGAGUAAAUAAAUUAUUGACAAACCUGAUUGCCCCAAAUGAAAAUGUUAAAAUAAUUUUGUUAAAUAAUAAAAUUAGGGGCCUCCACUCCUCUAUUUCUCCAGGGCAUGAGUCUAUAAAGGAGUGGUUCUUUGUGGUCUCAGGGCCUCAAGACCUUUAAAUCUGGUCCUGUCCGUACACACGACCAACCUGCCGACAGGAAUAUCACCCUCCAAAUCAUUCCGUAAGAAACUAAUAUUACACUAUAAUCGCUAUUUUAUUCCGAGUAUAUUUACAUUGCAUUGUUUUUUAUUUUUACAGGAUAUAGGUAGUUGUCGAUAUCGUUACUUCAUUGAAAUUGCUUUUAAUUUUCAUUGUAUAAGCCAUACAUAAUAUUUCAUCAUCAAUUCUGGCUUUCUAAAAUAUAUUUUAUCUACCACAACACAAUUGUAUUCAUAAUUACGAUGUUGCUAUACAAUUUAAGAAAGAUACAUUAUACAAUUCAUUAACAAUGAUUUUUUAAAACCUCAUAUCCCAAUCUAGGAUUUGUCUAGCCUAGGUUCGUUGCCUACACUGCCUAAUGGGUAACCCGGUAUUGUCUGCAUAUUUAGAUAACAUGGCGUAAUUGUGCGGUUUUAGUUAUACAAAAAUCGUCGCGUGCACUAAGCUAUUAUUCGAAAUGAAUAAUAAACUACGACGUAUAAGAUAGAUCUGUAUUUAGUAUGACUUUUAAGGUAAAUAACAAUAUAAAUGCAGUUACCAUAAACAUUAAUCAUAGACAUAAGAAUUAAUUUCCUAUUUAUAGUUCUUGUAUCAGGGGAUUAUUUUAAAUAACUUUCAAUUCCAUUAAAACCAUCAAUCUUGAGAAAAAUUACAAGUUUUUAUUAAGAUAAGUUAUAUUGUUAUCAAGCAAUUAUUAAAUUUAAUUAUUUUAUGACAAAUUUGUAUAUAAACGGUUUUGAAGUGAGCAUUCCAAGACGCGGUGUAAAUGAUUUGACCUACAAUUAUUGCAACAGAACGAUUUUAUCAAUAAAAUUUUAAAUUUAAAAUUCGUGUAAAGUAGUUUUUGAUGUUAUUGUAUAAUUAUACACCGCAUAUGUAAUUAUUUUUAAAACUUAUCCUAUUUACAAAUGUAAAAUAAUAAUGUUUGUAACUACAUUCCAGGGGUUGGAUUAAAAAUAAACAAACCUUACCUAUAAAAAAAACCAAGCGUUUUGCUAUGCUUUGUUAUGCACAACAAACAGUUCUUGGUAAUUAUAUCUUUCUUUAAAUUAAGAAAAUAUUCCAUUUGACUAUUUAUAGUUCUGAUAAUAAUUUUGUUAUAAUACCAUAGAGAAUUUUAAAUCUCGACCAGUGAUGGCAAUUCUACGUCAAACUGUUUAUUUAUUUUUGCUCCCGCCAUUGGAAUCGGCUAUAAAUUCAAAAAUUAUUUUACAAAUCGAUUCUUAUUAUAGUUGUGUAUAUUUAUUGAUACAGAUGAAGAAAGUUUAAUCAUAAUUUAUUUUUGACAUCGACUUUAAGUCUGCUCAAAGAGUCAGAUGAACUAUGUUUUCUAUGUAUAUAUAAUUUUUUAACUGAUAGUUACCAAUGUUUAAUUUUAUUUGUUAAAUAAUGUUAUGCAGUCGCAAAAUUGUAUCUAGUCGGAAUAAUGUAUGAUUUAAAUUAAUAUAAAUGAAAAAUUAAACUUAACUGCCCUCUCAUAAAGUUACCUUACCUACAUGUUUUGUAAUCACUGAGUUCAUAUCUUAUAAAGAAAACUGACUAAACAUUUUGUUACUAAUAUAAUCCCUUCAAUUUGUGUAAAAUAAUAGUAUAUGUGAUUUUGAUUGUCUUUUUAAUAAUAAUGUAGUGUAAAACACUU